Molecule: messenger RNA, 8915 nt
Organism: Danio rerio (zebrafish)
Lineage: Eukaryota; Metazoa; Chordata; Actinopteri; Cypriniformes; Danionidae
Source: RefSeq, a predicted model, not a curated record
GGCUCGUCGCUCCACCCACUUCCCUCGGCUCUCCUGCCCUCCCACUUUCUGUCGGUCCGCGGGGAAGUCGCAAGAUGGCCGACGUCGCAUGAAAGUAUGUUCCUCUCCUCAACAUGAAGUCGUGAGUGAGAUAGAGAGCGAGGGAGCUUACGUCGGGCUUUUGUUUUUGUUUUAUUUUAGUUGUUUUACUUUAUUUUCCCCUUAGUUAUUCAUCUCAUUCCGAAUAGCGGCAGCCCCAGAUUUGUCUCGACUAGUUGACGCGUCAAUCACGCCGGGAUCUUGGCUAACUGGCUAAGUGCGCGAGCUAGUUUGUUAGCCACAAACUGUAGCUCUUAUAACUGUUAACCAGUACAGGACAUACUGUAUUCGCCAUCGGCUAGAGUUAGUUUCAACUACUUAACGGGCACGUUUGAUAGCAAGGGCGUAGUUGUUGCUCAGUUAGCAGCUAGAAGGGUUACAAAUAGGAUUAUAUUUUGAUGUUACCAACACUGUCGACAUCAUAACUGUAGCGUGCGCGCCGUUAUCCUCCAUCGUUACGCUGUAGACCGUGCAACAUCGGAAUUGAUCGAAACGGAGAGACUUUGGUGGGAUUUUAGCACGUUGACACACUUAGGAAUGGACACAAAUUGCACUUACACGACCAAAUGUAAAGAAAUAGCCACGCGUAUCUGAAAUUUUACAGGGGGUCGGAUGACAGUUGCAUUCGUCGGAUAAUUACUGGACAUUUCAGCUUUUUAGUUACCUAACUACAACCGGUCAGAUCGAGAUCUGAGCACAUAACCUACAAUUCAACUUGUUAUCAAGGUUCAUCCAUCUCACGCGCUUAGACACACAUUCAGUAUGGGAGUUCAAGGGUUUCAGGAGUAUUUGGAGAAGCGCUGCCCCGGGGCGGCAGUUCCAGUAGAUCUCCUCAAGCUCGCCCGCACGGCAGGCCGACAGCCCCCACACCACCAUCCACACCACCACCACCAUCCCCAUCAUCCCAGCUCGCUGCCUCCGCCUCCCCCGCCAGCUCGCAUUCUGGUUGACGCAGACUCCGGCCUUCAGCGACUCUACGGGGGCUACCAGACCGACUGGGUUUGUGGAGGCGAGUGGAAUGCAAUGCUCGGCUAUCUGGCGGCCCUCUCCCAGGCCUGUUUGUACCAGGGCGGACUGGAGCUUGUGGUGGUUUUUAACGGCACGCUUGGGAAGGAUCGCUGGCCGGAGUGGGCGCGGCGGGCGCAGGGGCAGCGGCAGACCGCACAGCUCAUCGUCAACCACGUCGGAAGCAAGGCCACGCCCCCUCCGCGGGCCUGGUUCCUGCCCCCGGCCUGCCUGAGCCACUGUGUCCGCCUCGCCAUGUUCCGAUUCCGCGUGCGGGUGGUGCAGACCCUGGAGGACCAUCAUCAGGAGGUGCUAUCCCUGUACAGAGACUAUGGUUUUCAGGGUCUGAUUGCACAGGACUCAGAGUUUGCGCUAUGCAACGUUCCGGCCUAUUUCAGCUCCCACGCUCUCAAGCUCUCCUGGAAUGGCAAGAAUCUGACCACUCACCAGUACCUGCUAUCAGAGGCGGCUCGCCAGCUUGGCCUCAAGACACAGCACCUGCCCAUUUUUGCUGCUCUUCUUGGUAACCACAUUCUGCCAGAUGAAGACUUGGCUGCCUUUCAUUGGAGUCUUCUAGGCCCAGAACACCCUCUUGCCUCCCUCAAGGUAAGGGCUCAUCAGUUAGUCCUCCCUCCAUGUGAGGUUGUUAUCAAGGCUGUUUCUGAGUAUGUGGCAUCCAUCAAAGAUCUUGGGAAUUUAGAUUCGGUGGCCAAGGAUGUUUUCAAGCAGUCACAGUCACGCACCGAAGAUAAAAUUGAGAGGUUUAAGAAGGCAGUGGAGUAUUUUUCAGCGGCCAGUAAACCAAGACCUCUCUCCAUGGGACCUUCUCCUUACCUCUUUCCAGGCUUUGGGCCUAGUCCAUUUGCUGGACCUCCAGGCCAUGUGGGGGCAGUACAGCCAUUAAAAGCUCAGUUUGGUCCACCCCAGGUGUCAGGUGUUAAGGUGCCUUAUCCAGGUGGGCUCUAUGGACCCGGUCCUGCCACUGGUCCAGCCCUUUUAUGCCAGAACCCAACACAGCCACUGCAGGACUGUAACGAUUCACUUGUUGGGAAAAUGGGCUUUGCUGAUUGGUCUGCUCCAUAUGAUUCCUCUCAAGGUGGCAGCCGACAGCCCAAUCACCACACUGCUGCUCCCACAGGCCCCUCCCCCUCGUCAUCUUCGUCUUCAGAUGGGGAGGAGCAAAAUGACACCAGCGCUAAUCAUUUGGCUGACAAGUCCACGAGAUGGGAAGAUCCCAGUGGACGGAGUGGCAGUGGCUCUGGGGAUGGCCACCAUGGCAACGGAAGUGGGCCGUCCAUCCCAUCAUUGCUUUCCAUGCCAACUCGGAGUCACAUGGACAUCACAACGCCACCCCUUCCCCAGGUCAGUGCAGAGGUGCUGAGAGUGGCCGAGCACAGACACAGAAGAGGACUCAUGUAUCCACAGAUCUACCACAUCCUGACCAAGGGGGAGAUGAAGAUGCCAGUGUGUAUAGAGGAUGAGUGCAACCCUGACCUGCCUCCUGCUUCUCUACUUUUCCGUUCUGCCCGCCAGUAUGCCUACGGGGUGCUGUUCAGCCUGGCUGAGACCCAGCGGAGGCUGGAGAGACUGGCCAUGCGCAAGCGUAGUCCAGUUGAUGUGCCCCCGGUUAUUGUAAAGGAGUGGUGUGCCAGUAAAGCUAAAUCUGCCCUGACCCCAGAGCUCGUCCCAGCCCUGUGUUUUCGUGAGUGGACAUGUCCCAAUCUAAGGCGGUUGUGGCUUGGCAGAGCAUCUGAGGACCGAAGUCGCCGUACACGAGCCUUUCUAGCCUGUAUGCGGUCUGACUGCCCUGCCCUGCUCAACCCAACCUGUGUGCCAUCUCACCUGCUGCUCAUGUGCUGCGUGCUCAGGUAUAUGAUGCAGUGGCCGGGGGGUCGCAUUCUUCAGCGCCAUGAGCUUGAUGCCUUUUUGGCUCAAGCUGUGUCCAACCAGCUCUAUGAACCUGACCAACUUCAGGAACUCAAGGUGGAGAAGGUGGAUAACCGUGGGGUGCAGCUGGCCUCUUUGUUCAUGAGUGGAGUGGACACUGCCCUGUUUGUGAAUGAUGUUUGUGGACAGCCCCUGCCAUGGGACCACUGCUGCCCUUGGGGAUUUUUCGAUGGGAAGUUGUUUCAGAGCAAACUAGCUAAAGCCACCAGAGACAGAGCCUCCUUACUUGAUAUGUGUGAAGGCCAGGAGGAACUGGUUUCAAGGGUGGAGAAGAUGCGUCAGGCCAUUCUGGAAGGCAUCAACCUGUCCCGGCCACCACCUCCACCUCCACCACUGCCACCCCCUGCAUUCCUCCCACCUGCUAUGGUGCCACCUUUCUACCCCAUGCAUCCUCUGUACCCUCCUCGCCCAUUGGGCUCUAUGCCUCCUCCUCCCCCUCACCAUCACCACCAGCACCGACCCAGGGCCUUUCCAGGAAUCCAGUCUAUACCUCCCCAGGGCGGCAAACUGGAAAUAGCUGGCAUGGUUGUUGGUCAGUGGGCUGGAAACAAGCCAAUUCGUGGCAAAGGGGGGUUCAACAUGCAGGUGGUGUCAGUAGGAGGGAAAGGUAGGGGUAAAGACUUGACAGUGAAAGGAAGGGGAGGGAAGAAAGUGAUCACCAACAGAACACAGACCCUAUCCUCUUCACCUCCCUCAUCCAGCCCCCCAAAGCUGAUGGAGGACACUAAAUCAGUGGGGCGGCCCGCGGAGGGAACGGGGCCUGCGUCACAGCAGCUGAAUGGCAGCUCAUCAGGAAGCGCCACUGGUCAAGCUCUUGACCUGCCACCACUGGCCCAGCCAAUCCAGUGUGCCUUAGCCAGCAGAGACAACCAGUCAGGAGAUGGGGUAGAGGUAGAGGCCCCUUGUUGCCUUGACGACUGCCCAUCAGAUGGUGCACUACAGAAAGAGGAAUAAUUACAUCCCAUAAUGUAAUAAGAAUGAGAGAGUGAGAGGGAAUGAUCUAAGGUCGACUGCCUUUUUUUCCUUGCAAAAUUGAAUCUUUAGGGCACAGUAGCCACUUUGUGUUGUCAUGGUAUAAUUUAUGAUGCUGCACAUGCUGGAAGCGUCAGAUGGACAGUGUCAGGAAUGAGAGCCGGGUCUGGUUUCAAACUGAGCAAGUUUAAAUCACAACCCUCGAUUGCACAUCGCCCUGAAUCUUCGGAUUCUGGACCUCAUCCUUUCCACUGGGCCAUCAGUGUUGUAGCAUCGUGAAAAGCUCUCGAGCCUUCUUUAUUUUCACACCGUUUUUCUUUUUAGACCUACGGUGACCUUAUAUGUAUGAUUGCCUAAAAUGGCUACCAAAAGCCCCUUAUUGCCCAAAGUAUAUUUACAAAUGAACCUAUUCGAAGCACUUACACACCGUGUCCGAGUUGCACAGCAGCACCUGUUCUAAAGUUUCCACCACCAUUACACCUGGUUGUAAGACACAGGUGAGGAUUCAUGUCAACACUGCCCUGAAUUCAGUAGACGGGUGGAAACCGAUGGAGAACGUGGGUUGUAUUUGUAUGUCACAGUGUGCAUUCACACACACAUGGUAGUUCUUAUUUUUCUUUGUUUUUAGAUAUCUUAUCAGAGUGAUUUGCAUGUGGAGAAGUAAGUGGCUUCAGCACAGGGGCCACAGGUGGCCCAGAAGUCCAGGUUUGAGUAAAAGGAAUGGAAAGAGUGGUACGGGUUACACUCAGCAUUGCAUAGCUAGCUCAACCCCUGUUGCUUUAUCUCACAUGUAGACAAUCUAUUUAUUUUUGGCCCAAGCCCCAAUUGAGUAUUAGCAGUACGUAAGCUACUAAAAUAGCUAUCAUGUUUAUUUUUAAAGCACCUUAAGCCCAAAAUGAUACAUAUGCAAGUUUUCCCCUCCACGUGAGGAAGAAGAACCCCCCAAAAUUGAUUGUAUUUUAACAUAAAGCACUUACAAUGUUAUUUAUGAUAGUACUGCGCUACAUAGAGACGAUAAUUGGGUUAAUUGAUUAACUUCCUUUUAAUGAGCAGCAGACCGUCAUUCCUUUAGACAGUUUAACUGUCCGGAUGAACUUAUUUACCUUGCGUGUUGUUUAACAGUAUGACGUACAAAUCAACACCAAAUGAAUGUGAGAACAAAGUGUGUGGUAAUCUGCACUUUGUUUUAAAACCGUAAAAAACACACUGGGUUGUCCUCGAACUAGGAUAAAUUAAAAAACAAUUGAAAAUUAAAUGAAUCAAAGCCUCUGCCAGAGUUAGGGAGGAAGCAGUGUGUUCAGAAGGAACCGUGAUACUGUUCGACAUCCCAGCUGUUUGUAUAUAGACCCCAAAUGUACAUGAUCCUGUUCCGCGAUGACGUGAUUUAGGGAAGUGAUUUUAUCAGUGGAUCGAGAAUGCACACAGUCCCUCAGACAAACCUGCCGUUUGACAUCUCUCAGCUUCACGUUUCAGUUUGGGGUUUUUAUCCUCUCGCUGUUCGCGUCUCCUCUGUGCCUUGUGCAUGUGUACCAUGUGGAUGCUUUUUUUUUGUACAUGUGCAUUCUCCCGCCAUCGCUAAAAUCAUUGCAGUUUUGUUACACUCAAAAGUAAUUACUGAACAAACCUUAGGAUCACCUUUUAUUGUGACAAAGUCAUUUAAAAAAGCUAAAAAAAAAAAAAGCAAAAAAACGGAGUCUGUGAUUCUCCAGACUGUUUCGUGAUCUGUCCGUCUCGUCUUGUUUUCGUGACAGUCCUAUGAACUCAUGCACUUCUGUAUUCGAGAUAGUUGAGGCGAUUGGGCUUUAAAGUCGAACCCCAGCGAAAACACCUGGAUGAUUAAAGCCGCUCUUGCUCUUCUAAUGACCAUUUGGCAUCAGAUGGUUAGGAUUAAUUUUACUCACAUGUUAAUGUUUUAAGUCCAUUUUAAAAACAAAAUACAUGUUUUGUACCAAUGAUUUGUUGGACGUAAUGAAUGAGAAUUUAAAUAGAACUAAUACACUUAAGAGAGGAUAUCGCAUUUAAUUAUCAUAGUUUAAAAAUCUGUACAAUUGACAAUGUCAAGAUUACAUCACAGCUUUCUAUUGAAGUUAAGAUGCACCUUAUUUUGUUAAGAAGUUAAUAUUAUAUUUAGUGCCACUAAAAGUAUAUCGAAAGCUCUUUAAAUCAGACACCCAUUAUAGUUGCGUGUCUAUGUAUAUUCUGCAGAUUCUCACUCUUGAGGAAUCCAGACAGAUCACCCCGUCAGAAAUAUCGCAAUGACCUGAAGCAUGCAUUACGAAUGCAGUUUGCUACGGACAAACAAAAUGACAGUGAUUUAUCAGAAUACGUGACAAUACUGGACAUACCGGACAGACUUUAAACCAAGAAGAAUCUUGACCAUAGCGUGACUGGUAGUAUUGGUGAACUAAUACACUACGCCGUCAUGCGCGCUAGAGCAUUUUAAACCUCAACCUUAGGUUGUCACAUUUUAUUACAAGUUAAGUACAGUAGUGCUAGUUUUUGAGAGAGGAUCUCCAGCAUGUUAGUGCAUAUGAACAUGCAUAUACACACACACACGCACACACACAACCCAUUAAUGGAAUUUUGGUUUAUUCAGAAUAACUAGAUCCUUUUAAUACAUUCAGUCCUGUUUUAUCUGUGAUUAACAGCCGUUUCAGUUAGUUUUUUUUUUCUCAGUGUGUUUGUCAUAGAGUAUCAGUAACUCCUUCACAUUUAGUUUUAAGUAUAAUCUAAGAAUGGAACAGCGUAAACCGAAAUAUACAGACACCAAAUAACGAUAUAAUCUCUCUCUCUCACACAUAAACACAGUACCUUUGUUAUACCUGUAGAGAGACAUCAGUUAGUAUGAGGGAGAUAAAAAAAAAAAUGUUUGCAUAUUCUUCAGAUAUUAGUGUUGUCCAGAGUGUUCAUUUCUCUUAUAAUUAUUUGGAUACUUAAUUUGCUGUUUCAGAUGCUUGGUUCCAAAGUUACCCUCUCCAAAGCUUCUCUGCUUUGCUCUGUUCUAGACUGCUGCUUGAAAAUCUCAUACAUUUAUGGAAAAUCAAAUGAGUAAAAUAUAGAUUAAAGAAUAUCUAUGGAUGAUAUUUGUAUGAACAAGAAGGAUGCUCUGGAGGUCAGCGCACGUGCUCUAGAUGCUUCUGGAUCUCCAGAUGUUGGAUUUGAAUUUUGAAUUUUAUUUUGCACAAGUAUGGAUUAUCACACGUUUUCCCUUUCUUUCGUUUUCAUUGGUUUAUCAGUCACAAUUCAAACCUUCUCCCUCAACUUUUGUCUCAUUUUUUUUUUUUGUUGAAGAAUUCUUGCCUUCGUUUUCCCUUCAGCGUCUCCCCUUACAUGUUUAUACUAACAGUGGGAGAUUUUUAUAGUUAGUCUGAUAAUCUGUGUGUAAGAAAUCUUAGAUGAGAGUUGGUAACAUUUUCAACAGCGAACAGAGAAAUUUACCAUCUUUGGUUUCAUUCAGUCGUGAAAUUGUGUUUUUACUUACUACUUUAAAAUUGUUAUUACAACAGCUACUCCUUUGACCGUUGCUACAUUUAGUAUUACAAUUUGCUUAGCGGAGAUAACUAGAUCUUUUUCAACUGUAAUGAUUGCAAUUUUCCUCACCUAUCUUGUAUGGUAUCGUUUCAAACCACUUCACCUUGAUGAUGUAAUUGUCACAGAAAUAACCCAUUAUAUAGAUCGUCUUUUUUGUUUCGUCAAAUCACUUUGAGCAAAUCUAAUUUGCUUCCUUGCACACAAAGCCGACUAAUAUACAUCUGUGCGACAUAUUAAUUUUCAACCAAAGUAAAUUUCUGGAAGCUUCCUUUCCAGUAUAUAGUCAACAGUCUUGAUUUUCUCUUUCGGGAUCCUGUAUAUAUGAUUCUACAGCUACGUGUUUUGAGUAAUUGAGAUAUUAGAAUACGUAAGGGGUCCGUAAUCAGAUGCUAAAUGAAGAAAAUGUGAUGUUUACAUCUUUUUGGUGAACCGUGGCUAAAUCUUGUAUCGUCCAGUUUCAUUGCUAAAAUGAAGAUUUCCUAUGUUUUUGUUUUUAUCCUCUCAAUUGGAGCCUUGGACGCAGCUCUUCAUAGCGAAUAACCCUAGAACCCUUCUUCAGCUCCCAUGCACAUGUAUUGUCCCUCUGAGAAACGUAGCUUCAAUGUAGUCAUGGAUAGGUUAAGUGUGAACACAUACUGUAACCAUGCGUGCGCAAACACACACACAUACGCACACACGCCACAGCUAUUUUGGUAAAGAGUUUUGCCUGUGCAUUCCUGUAGAUUUGUGUCUGGACCUCCGAUCUGACUCUUGCUUUAUAACUGUUCCCCCUGUAUCCUGGCUCUUUAGCCCUUCACUCCACAGGACCACCAACGCUGUGGUCAGGUUUCAGUCCUAGUCUGAUAACAGCAAUGUGUUGUGUACAGUGGCCCGCUGACAUCCUACAUUUUCUGGAAAUAUGUACUAGCGUUUAUAUCUCACCCCCUUUGCUUUUCAAGCAUGUUCCUAUAAAAACCAUGGUGUUCAGACAAAUCCAUUUGUAGGCAACACAUUCUGUCGUCUGUUCUUGGAAAACUGAUCCGCUCAUCAACACAAACGCAUUGAUGCAUGCAUCAAGAUCUCCAAAAGCUCCAAAAAAACUUGUGAAGUGAAGGGUAAAGUUCAUUAUUAUUAUUGCUGUUAUGGUUAUGAUCGUUAUUAACAAUUUCUCAUUUUAGUAUAAAAGAAAGCACCUGAUUGUUUUGGAAAGAAACUUUUUCUUUUUAAUUUGUCUUGCUGUUGUGGUCUGAUUUCACAAUGGAUUGGGGAGAAAAAGCCCAUAAGGCUCAGAGAGAGAGAGAGAGAGAGAGAGAGAGAAAGAAAGAGAGAUAAAGUUGGCAGUCAUGUUUGUAUGGUUGGGAAAUGACUUACAGUGCUGAAAUAAAAUUUAUUCUUUUAGUAAA